AAUAACUAAAGGCUUUCUUAAAGAGCUUUAAUUCUGAUACAAGAUAUAAGGAACAUGAAAGCAAGACAAGAAUUUGCCCUGAUACCCCAAGUCCAGCUGAAGCAAAAAUUCUGGGUAACAGAAGAUAGUAAAGCUAAACUGAUGAUGGUUGGUGCCAAGUAUUUGGAUACAGUCACUCACAUAGACCAUUAUUAUGACACUGCUUCAGAUGAGCUAGCAAUGGCUGGAUUGUGGUUAAGUCAAAGGAAUCAACAAUGGUCUCUCAUAGUAGAAUCUCAGAAGGAAGAAACUCAAGAAAACACUGCAUAUUCAGUCCCCGAUACAUGGGAAACAUCAUGCCAGAACUUGACCAAAAAUGUUCAGCAUGACACUGCUAUUGUCUACAAGGACCCAGCACAACUGGAAUAUCUCAACAAUGAUCAGCAGCCUGAUUUGAAGACAGCAGAUAGAGAAGGUGAAUGUACAAAAUCUAGUUCUACAUACACAGAGCUAGUGGGCGAGAGCGAGAUAAUUACAUAUCUACUAGCCCAUCUUCACAUAGAUUUGAAAACCAAUGAAAGAGAAAAUAUGACCAUGGAGGAUUUUCUGCAGAAGGCGGGUAUCCAGCAUUAUGCAAGCAAUCACAUUAUUAAUCAAACAACAUACUUAUUGUCUAACAAGUAUACAAUUCUCAUUCAAAGGGAAGAAAGCUCUUUGAAGGAGUCUGCCACUGUAUUGUUAGACGUAGAUAUUUUUAAUAUUUGCAAAGGCUUGGAAGACAUUGAAACAUUAGCCACUUACCUGGGAUUUGAACUCCAAGGAAUUCAGAGUGAGCAAGAAUGCAUUAUGUAGCAAGUCAAAGCAGCACAAGC
Messenger RNA from Python bivittatus (Burmese python), 851 nucleotides. RefSeq lists its product as uncharacterized. NCBI's taxonomy places the organism in Eukaryota, Metazoa, Chordata, Lepidosauria, Squamata, Pythonidae. Gene Ontology annotation, molecular function: magnesium ion binding; thiamine triphosphate phosphatase activity. The record is from RefSeq and is a predicted model, not a curated record. Gene Ontology annotation, biological process: dephosphorylation; thiamine diphosphate metabolic process.